Messenger RNA from Fusarium poae, 1794 nucleotides. RefSeq lists its product as uncharacterized. The record is from RefSeq and is a predicted model, not a curated record. Bases 1 to 1794 code for a protein of 597 amino acids. Lineage: Eukaryota; Fungi; Ascomycota; Sordariomycetes; Hypocreales; Nectriaceae. The transcript has a single exon.
AUGAGUCUCACAUCUUCGUCUGCUCUCCAGCCUGAACCAUACUCGUCAAGCAAAGCAACAUCAAAUAUCACAGUGGGACAUUGCGAGCUUGUCAAUUCUGGACAGCUGACCACGGGCAACGUGCUUCCAGGUCUGCCAGUCAUUCAAGUGACACCCGUCUUUCGUGGUACCGUCGAGUUCGAAGUCAAACGCGCUGCUCUUCUCGAAGCAUUCGCAGCAAAGGUUCCUCGGGAAUUCUAUCUCCCGGCAGAGCUCAUUCAGAAUCCUCCGAAAGACGUAUCGAUCAUACCCGCAACAUGUGGCAUUUUGACCCAGGAAGAGCUCGAGAUCACUGAGCAUGAUACCGUUGGUCUUGUUGACGCAAUCGCAAGUCGAAAGUACAGCUCUGUCGCUGUUGCACAAGCCUUUUGCAAGCGCGCCAUCAUCGCGCAUCAACUCACAUGCUGCCUAACCCAGUGGUACAUGGAUGAAGCCAUUACCCAAGCUCAGAAGCUGGACGCCUACCUCGAGCAACAUGGAAAGCCUGUCGGUCCUCUGCAUGGUAUUCCUAUUAGCAUCAAGGAGCACAUCCAGGUGGCAGGAACGUAUUCCUCUCAGGGAUGUUUCGCAAGCAUCACCUACGAUGAUGCAGACGCCGACAUUGUAGCGAUCUUGCGCAGUCAAGGCGCCGUGAUCUACUGCAAGACCAACCAACCGCAGUCGAUCAUGCAUCUGGAGACAGACUCGCACUGGGGAAGAGUCCUGAAUCCAUUCAAUAUUUAUUUGACGGCCGGAGGGUCGACGGGUGGUGAGGCGGCCUUGAUCGCCAUGAAGGGGUCGGUGCUUGGUAUCGGCACAGAUAUCGGUGGAAGUAUUCGAGGACCAUCGGCGUUUUGCGGUAUCUAUGGGUUCAAAACAACAUCGAAUACGUUGCCAACGAGAGGCUAUGUCAAAGGUGCCCCGCCCUCAUCAGUACUGAAUGUACCUCUCUCGACAGGACCUAUGUGUCGGUCGUUGAGAGACAUGGAUCUCUUCAUGAGAUGCACCUUGUCGGCAAAGCCAUUUCUUUCGGAUCCGACUGUGAUUCCUCUUCCUUGGACGGGACUCGAUACUUUGUUCAAUCGGCGGCUCAAGGUGGGCAUCGUUAGUAACGAUGGCUUCAUCGAGCCCCAACCUCCCGUCAAGAGGGCUGUGUCGUGGACCAAAGCUAUCUUGACCGAUAACAAGUACGCGAACCUAAUUGAGGUAAAAGACUUUAAAGUUUUUGGUGCUGAAGAAGCCUGGAAUCAGGUGCGGAGACUGUACUGGCCAGAUGGUGCCCAACUCACCAAGAACGGCAUCGUCUCGUCAGGAGAACCCAUUCAUCCUCUCACGGAAUGGAUUGCCCAAGACGCUGAACCGUUUGGUAUGCAGACAGCGCUGGAAAUAACCCUCCACCAUAAGCUCAGAGACGACUUCCGCCUGUCCUUUGCGCAAAGUUGGAUUGAUCAAGAUGUGGAUGUCAUCAUCGGCCCGUCGUUUGUUGGACCAGCGUGCGCCCACGACACGGCCUUGUAUUGGACGUACACGUCGUUGUACAACCUUGUGGAUUACCCAGGGGCGGUGAUUCCGACGCCCAUUAGGGCUGAGUCUGGGGAAGAAUACGAAGACGGGUAUGCGCCGUUGAGCGAGGCUUGUUCAAGGGUGAGGAAGUUGUGGGAUGACGGCGAUUUCGAGGGCGCGCCCGUAAAUUUGCAGGUUGUGGCGCGCAGACAUCAUGAUAACGAGCUUUUUGGGGCGUUAAAUGUGCUGAAGGACGUGUUUGAUUUGGUUUAA